AUGUACGCUAAAAUUGAGACGGAACGUCUUAUGUACAUUCGUCACAAUCAAUCCAAACUUCGAGUGGAUAAUUAUAUUCAUUUACAAGAUGCCAUAAAUAGUAAUAUUGAUGUAAAUCCAAAUGAAUUAGGACGUGCUAUAAUACUACCAGCAACAUUCACCGGUAGUCCACGCCACAUGCAGGAAUAUACGCAAGAUGCUAUGGCAUAUGUGCGAUCUUAUGGUAGACCUGAUCUAUUCAUUACGUUUACAUGCAAUCCGAAGUGGGAGGAAAUCACUAGCGAAUUAUCUUGCGGGCAAACAUCAGCACAUCGACACGAUAUAACAGCACGUGUCUUCAAGCAAAAAUUAAAAUCUUUAAUGGACUUCAUUGUAAAGAUGCAUAUUUUUGGAGAAACACGAUGUUGGAUGUACUCAGUCGAAUGGCAAAAGCGCGGUUUGCCGCACGCCCACAUUUUAAUAUGGUUAGUUGAAAAAAUUACACCUAAUCUCAUUGAUAGUGUAAUUUCAGCUGAGAUACCUGAUCCCAACAAUGAUCCUCAAUUGCAUGAUAUUGUAAUAAAAAAUAUGGUUCAUGGUCCGUGUGGAACCAUUAAUCCAAAUUCUCCAUGCAUGGUGGAUGGAAAGUGCACUAAGAAGUAUCCACGGCAGUUGCUUAAAGAAACUAUAUCGGGUAUUGAUGGCUAUCCGCUUUAUCGGCGACGAUCAGUGGAAGAUGGUGGUAAAACAACUACAGUGAAGGCCCGCAACAUCGACGUUGAUAUUGAUAACCGCUGGAUAGUACCGUAUUGUCCGUUACUUUCAAAAACUUUUAAGGCACAUAUCAACGUAGAAUAUUGCAGUUCGGUAAAAUCAAUUAAAUACGUUUGCAAAUACGUCAACAAAGGAUCCGACAUGGCAGUAUUUUCCUUCCGAAAUCCAAAUGAUGAAGUAACGAAUUAUCAAAUGGCUCGAUAUAUCAGCAGCAAUGAAGCAGUUUGGCGAAUUUUAGGAUUUCCAAUACAUGAACGUCAUCCAACUGUUGUUCAUCUUGCAGUACAUCUUGAAAAUGGACAACGUGUGUAUUUUACUGAGGCAAAUGCACAAGAAAGAGCCUUAUCACCACCAAGUACAACAUUAACAUCAUUUUUCGAUUUAUGUAGAAAUGAUUUGUUUGCCAAAACUUUGCUUUAUGCUGAAGUCCCAACAUACUUUACUUGGAACGCAUCAUCAAAAAAAUUCCAACGCCGUAAACAAGGAAAAGCAGUUGAAGGAUGGGAAAAUCUUUAUUCCACAGAUGCUAUGGGUAGGAUAUAUACGGUUCAUCCUCAGAAUGCAGAAUGCUUCUAUUUAAGAAUGCUUCUAAUAAACGUUCGUGGACCAACAUCAUUUGAAAAUUUGCGCACAGUGGAUGGCCAAAUAUGUGCAACGUAUCGUGAGGCGUGUCAAAAAUUGCAAUUGCUGGAAAACGAUGAUCAUUGGGAAACGACACUUGCGGAAGCUUCGGCUACAAGGCAUCCACGCCAAUUAAGAGCAUUAUUUGCAAUUAUAUUGGUUACUUGCUCACCAUCUAAUCCGAAACUACUUUGGGAUAAAUUCAAGGAGGAUAUGGCGGAAGAUAUAUUGCAUCAACAUAGAGCAGAUAAUAAUGAUCCAGCACUAGAAUUUUCGGAUACAAUUUUUAAUGAAUGCUUAAUUUUACUAGAAGACAGAUGUAUGGAAAUUAAAAAUAAACUUCUCAUUGAAGUUGGAAUGGUCGCCCCAAUUCGUCCUAUUAGUGAUCCAUAUGAAAGAGAUUUAGUUCGAGAAACCGAUUACCAUCCACAAGAAUUGGAAAUUUACCUGGGAGAAAAUUUGCCAAAGUUGCAACCUGAACAAAAAAAUAUCUACGAUUAUGUAAUGGAUGCUAUAAUAAACCAAACCGGUGGUUUACAUUUCAUAGAUGCACCCGGUGGAACAGGAAAGACAUUUCUAAUUUCACUGAUCUUAGCCAGCGUCCGGUCUCAAGGUAAUAUUGCGUUAGCUAUUGCAUCUUCAGGAAUCGCCGCAACACUUUUGGAUGGUGGCAGAACUGCACACUCUGCACUGAAAUUACCAUUAAAAUGGCAAUUUUCUGAGGAUUACACAUGCAACAUCAGAAAGAAUUCAUCAAUGGGUAAAGUUUUACAAACGUGCAAAAUCAUAGUAUGGGAUGAAUGUACCAUGGCACAUAAAAAAUCUUUAGAAGCCCUCAACCGCACUUUACAGGAUUUGCGGAACAACACCAAUUUAUUUGGAGGUGCUCUUAUUCUACUAGCUGGAGAUUUUCGUCAAACUCUACCUGUCAUUCCGGGUUCAACACCAGCGGAUGAGCUGAAUGCAUGUUUAAAAUCUUCUUUCCUUUGGAGUCAUGUUAAAACGCUUAAAUUAACUACAAAUAUGCGUGUAGCUCUUCAAAACGAUACAUCAGCUUUACAAUUUUCUAAUCAAUUGCUAGAUUUAGGAAAUGGAAAAAUGCCAGUCAAUCCAGCAACAAAUUGCAUUACAUUUCCGCCCGACUUUUGUAAAAUGACACAAUCUAUUGAAGAUCUUAUUAUUUCCAUAUUUCCAAAUAUUGACCGCAAUUUCAAAAAUACGCAAUGGUUAUGUGAACGUGCAUUAUUGGCUGCUAAAAAUGUUGACGUUAACUAUAUAAACAACAUUAUCCUGAAUAGAAUCGGUGGAAGUAUAAAAACAUAUAAUUCCAUCGAUACCGUAAUGGAGGAAAAUGAUGUCGUCAAUUAUCCAAUUGAAUUCCUAAAUUCACUCGAUCUUCCAGGUUUUCCACCACAUGUGCUGCAAUUGAAAAUUGGUGUACCUAUCGUUUUAUUGCGAAACAUUGAUCCUCCAAAGCUAUGCAAUGGAACUCGACUUGCUGUGAAAAAAUUACACAAUAACAUAAUCGAAGCGACUAUCAUAACUGGAAAAUAUAAAGGCGAAAAC
Molecule: messenger RNA, 2940 nt
Organism: Musca vetustissima
Lineage: Eukaryota; Metazoa; Arthropoda; Insecta; Diptera; Muscidae
Exons: 1
Biological process (GO): telomere maintenance; DNA repair
Molecular function (GO): DNA helicase activity
Source: RefSeq, a predicted model, not a curated record